Molecule: messenger RNA, 753 nt
Organism: Sesamum indicum (sesame)
Lineage: Eukaryota; Viridiplantae; Streptophyta; Magnoliopsida; Lamiales; Pedaliaceae
Source: RefSeq, a predicted model, not a curated record
CCUACUCCAAAGUCGGAAAACCCUCGCACCUUUUUGCUCCAAAGAUGCUAUUUUCAAGAAAACGUUUUACGGAGCACCUAGCUAAAACCGAUAGUCGUCAACUUCACUUCACACCUUAUCCAAGGUGAAAUAAAAGGCGUUAAUUUCGGACUGGAUAUUUGUGCAGGGAAAUCGGCGAUGGGAAUAACAGAGGAGCUGCGAUGGACCGCCGCCAAACUACUGAACGUGGGCCGAAUUGCGGUGGACUCCGCCGUCAACGAGUCCCUUAAAGUGUCUGCAGGGGGUAAGCAAGUGUAUGCAAUUGUGAAGGGAAAACUGAAGGGUAUACCCCAUUCAGACCCUCCCAGUGGUGAUAAGAAGCAAAGUUUUUUGCUGGUGGAAGAGAUGCAAGCAAAGCUGGAGAAAAUGCAAGAAGACAUGAAUAGAACACAACAGGAAAGUCUGGUUUCAGCGCUUAGAAGAGAAGAACAAGAGCAUCUAAGACAGUUAUUCGAUGAGCCUGUCAAGAGCUCAUCGCCUGAGGUAACUGGUCCAAGGAAGAUUUUCAUUCGUUCCCGUCUGUGAGGACGAGGGAGAAAACUUGUACUCGUAUGAUCACUGUGAGUAUCGUGCUAUUGUAAUGUUUUCAUGUACAUAUGGAUUCCAUUAUCUUAUAAUCCAAUGUUGAACAAUGAACGCAAUAUGUGAGGAAAGCUAUUUUCUGUAUUAUCAACAUAUAUGUGGAUCAAUAGAAUGGCAAUUCCUAUCUAUAAA